This is a messenger RNA of Gracilinanus agilis (Agile Gracile Mouse Opossum), 1831 nucleotides long. It is a transcript of the gene ZBTB7B, whose product is annotated as zinc finger and BTB domain containing 7B. Gene Ontology annotation, molecular function: RNA polymerase II cis-regulatory region sequence-specific DNA binding; protein binding; DNA-binding transcription factor activity, RNA polymerase II-specific. The record is from RefSeq and is a predicted model, not a curated record. The coding region runs from base 16 to 1602 and encodes 528 amino acids. The transcript is spliced from 2 exons. Gene Ontology annotation, biological process: regulation of transcription by RNA polymerase II; positive regulation of gene expression. NCBI's taxonomy places the organism in Eukaryota, Metazoa, Chordata, Mammalia, Didelphimorphia, Didelphidae.
UCUCUGCAGGUGAGGAUGGGGAGCCCCGAAGAUGAUCUCAUUGGGAUUCCCUUCCCGGAUCACAGCAGUGAGCUCCUCAGCUGUCUAAAUGAGCAGCGCCAGCUGGGCCAGCUGUGUGAUCUCACCAUUCGAACCCAAGGCCUAGAGUACCGAACCCAUCGGGCUGUGCUGGCUGCCUGCAGUCACUACUUUAAGAAACUCUUCACUGAGGGGGGUGGGGGCACAGGUGCCAGCGGCGGAGCAGCUACCUCCCCGGGGGCCGGUGUGUGUGAACUGGACUUUGUGGGACCCGAAGCCCUGGGAGCCUUGCUGGAGUUUGCCUACACGGCCACCCUCACCACCAGCAGCGCCAACAUGCCCGCGGUCCUCCAGGCAGCCCGCCUGCUGGAGAUCCCCUGCGUCAUCGCUGCCUGUGUCGAGAUCCUGCAGGGGAGUGGGCUGGAGGCCCCCGGGCCCGACGAAGAUGACUGUGAGAGAGCCCGCCAGUACCUGGAGGCCUUUGCCACCGUGGGUUCUCGGGUGCCCAAUGGCGAUGACAGUCCCCUACAGGCCCCGCUUCCACCUCCCCCACCCCCCACACGGCCUGUUCCCCGACGGAGCCGAAAGCCCCGAAAAGCCUUUUUACAGACAAAGAGGCCUCAAACCAACCAUCUGGUGUCUGAUGUGGCUGCCAUGCAUCCCCCCUCCUUUACCUACCCAGAGGAGGAAGAGGCAGCAAGUGCAAUCGGGGUAGGAGAUGGCUACAGCCCCCCUGGUGGGGCCAGGUCACCCCCGGAGGGGCACCUGGGCUAUGAAGGAUAUGAGGGGGAGGAAGAAGAGGAAGACCUAGUGUACCCACCUGCCUACGGGCUGCCUCAGAGUGGGGCCCCCCCUCUGUCCCCAGAAGAGUUGGGCUCCGAUGAGGACGCCAUUGACCCUGACCUGAUGGCCUAUCUGAAUUCCCUGAAUCAUGAAGCCCUCACACCGGGGAUAGAUGGCCAGGACAAGCUGGUACGCAAGCGUCGUUCCCAGAUGCCCCAAGAAUGCCCGGUUUGCCACAAGAUCAUUCAUGGGGCAGGCAAGCUGCCCCGACACAUGCGGACCCACACUGGUGAGAAGCCCUUUGCCUGCGAGGUCUGUGGCGUCAGGUUCACCAGAAAUGACAAGCUGAAGAUCCACAUGAGAAAGCACACUGGUGAGCGGCCAUACUCGUGCCCACACUGCCCAGCGCGCUUCCUCCACAGCUAUGACCUCAAGAACCACAUGCACCUGCACACAGGCGACCGGCCUUUUGAAUGCCACCUGUGCCACAAGGCCUUCGCCAAGGAGGACCACCUGCAGCGCCACCUGAAGGGCCAGAACUGCCUGGAGGUCCGAACCCGAAGAAGAAGAAAAGAUGAUGCGCCCCCCCACUAUCCCCCACCUCAGGCGCCCACCCCAGCUGGCCCUGGCCUUGACCUUUCCAAUGGGCACCUGGAUGACUUCCGCCUCUCUCUGGCCCGUUUCUGGGAGCAGCCGGUCAGGGCUGGGCCUCCCCCCCCACCCCUGGGGCCUCCUGAGGAAGAGGAGGAGGAGGGGGCACCAACUACACCCCAGGCUGAGGGUGCCAUGGAGUCUUCUUAAAUGGGAAAAGGAGCUGGACAAGGGUGGAGUCGCAGGGUGGGCGCCAAUGCCAAGGAAUAUGAGGGCUCUGGAGACUGACUUCGGAUGGGGGGUACCGUGGCUCCCGGGCUACUAGACUCAGCCCCUCCCUCUUGUGUACCCUGGCAGUUCUGGGCUAGUCCCACAUACAGGGAAAAAGUUUGGGCUCUCCCCCAGACUGGGGCAGACUGCCUCCCACCAAGGGGUGAUA